UCAGAAUUUGCGAGAGAGAAAGAAGGAGGAAAGACAGGAAGAGACUGAGCUGGGAAUGGGAAAACCUCAGGAUUUAACAAAACCCACAGUGACUGUCUCCUGAAAGGAUUUAGUUGCCUGAUCUGAAUCCCGCAUGGACGGAUGCUACCUCCAGCCAGAUGAAGCAGACAAUGUGAAGCAGUGCCAGGGACACUCCGAGCACCGAGACAACCCGGGACAGUCUGCGUGGGGUGACCGUUUUCAUUUCUUUCAGCUGUGAAAUAUCUCAUCGAUGGUUGAGAUUUGGAACUCCACCCGUGGUUCACCCUCAGCCGAGAGGGUCCAGCUUCAGGCUCGAUGGGCGCAGCUGAACGUUCGACCUGAAGGGGCGGCGGGAGCAGGCACUCGCGCACUUCAGCUCCGUGGCAACCUGAGGAAACCUUGUGCUCCUGGCUUUGAGUGACCAUCAAUGAUUUGCAAUGGUGACAUGAAACGCAAGAAAGGGCAAGAGGGAAGAUUUUUAUUUUCUUAAGGCAAAAAAAAACAAUUGCACUGUUUUAAAUCUAAGAGUAGGGAGGGGCAUAAAGCAUGAAUUUGCUGAACAGGUUGCGCCGAGUGUUUCGACAGCUUACACUGCAGGGCGUGCUGCUGUUGCUCUUUGCCUUCUGUAUGUUGACUGUGUUUAUUUCAGCCUAUUACCUGUACAUUGGCACUAAGCAAGAAACUGAGCCUUCAAGCGAAGUACAACAUCCAGAUUGUGAUGAUUCCCGAGUCACUCCAUCCAGGCUGUUCCCAACGAAACCCAUGAAGUCUGUGGAUGUCUCUCGGACUGACCCUGUAGUAUUGGUCUUUGUUGAAAGCAUGUACACCCAGCUGGGUCAGGAGAUCGUGGCGAUUCUGGAGUCCAGCCGGUUCAAGUACCACACAGAAAUCGCUCCAGGCAAGGGCGAUAUGCCCACCUUAACAGACGAGGACCGAGGCCGCUUUAUCCUCGUUAUAUAUGAGAACAUUUUAAAGUACGUGAACCUGGAUGCUUGGAAUAGGGAGCUGUUGGAUAAAUAUUGCAUCGAGUACAGCGUUGGGAUAAUUGGGUUCUUCAAGGCGAAUGAAAAUAGCUUGCUAAGCGCCCAACUGAAAGGCUUCCCCCUGUACCUCCAUUCUAACCUGGGCCUCAAAGACUGCAGCAUAAACCCUAAGUCACCGCUUCUCUACAUCACAAAAGCAAAGGAGAUAGAGAAGGGCUUCCUGCCGGGAGAUGACUGGACGGUUUUCCAGUCUAACCAUUCAACUUACGAACCUGUCCUGCUCGCCAAGACUAAGUCUGCUGAGAAUAUCCCUCACAUGGAGGUGGAUGCUGCUCUCCACACGACAGUGGUCCAGGACUUGGGGCUCCACGAUGGCAUCCAGCGAGUGCUGUUCGGAAACAACAUGAACUUUUGGCUCCACAAGCUUGUCUUUGUGGACGCUGUCUCAUUUCUAACCGGAAAGAGACUUUCUCUCUCGUUGGACAGGUACAUUUUGGUGGACAUCGAUGACAUCUUUGUUGGGAAGGAGGGGACCAGGAUGAAAGCGGAGGAUGUGAAGGCUUUGCUUGAAACCCAGAAGCAAUUGCGAGUCCAUGUUCCAAACUUCACCUUCAACCUGGGCUUCUCCGGAAAGUUCUACUACACUGGAACUAAUGAGGAAGACCAAGGAGACAGCCUUCUACUGGCCAAUGUGGAUGAGUUUUGGUGGUUUCCGCACAUGUGGAGUCAUAUGCAGCCUCACCUCUUCCACAACCAGUCUGUUCUGGCAGAGCAAAUGCUCCUCAACAAACAAUUUGCACUGGAGCACGGUAUUCCUAUCGACAUGGGCUAUGCAGUGGCGCCUCAUCAUUCUGGUGUUUACCCAGUUCACAUCCAGCUCUAUGAAGCAUGGAAGCAGGUCUGGGGGAUGAAGGUAACAAGUACAGAGGAGUAUCCGCACUUGAAACCAGCACGAUUCCGACGAGGGUUCAAUCACAAUGGCAUCAUGGUUCUGCCUCGUCAGACUUGUGGCCUUUUCACACAUACUAUAUUCUACAAUGAGUACCCCGGAGGACCCAAAGAGUUGGAUAAGAUUAUUAAUGGCGGAGAGCUGUUCCUCACUGUCCUCCUUAACCCUAUUAGCAUCUUUAUGACCCAUCUGUCAAACUACGGGAACGACCGCCUGGGUCUGUACACCUUUAAGAACCUGAUCAGCUUCGUGCAGUGCUGGACAAACCUAAAGCUGCAGACGCUCCCGCCCGUCCAACUCGCUCAGAAAUACUUCCAGCUCUUCCCCGAGGAGAGGGACCCCCUCUGGCAGGAUCCUUGCGAAGAUAGGAGGCACAAAGACAUCUGGUCAAAAGAAAAGACAUGUGAUAGACUUCCAAAACUACUUAUUAUAGGACCCCAAAAGUCAGGUACCACAGCUCUCUACCUUUUCCUCACUAUGCACCCAGAUGUCACCAGUAAUUCUCCAAACCCAGACAGCUUUGAGGAGUUGCAGUUCUUUAAUGGUCCGAACUAUCACAAGGGCAUUGACUGGUACAUGGAUUUUUUCCCUGUUCCUUCCAACACAAGCUCGGAUUUCCUCUUUGAGAAGAGUGCGAAUUACUUUGAUUCUGAGGUGACCCCGAAACGAGCCGCGACUCUGCUUCCGAAGGCCAAAAUCAUCACCAUCCUCAUCAGCCCCGCAGAUCGAGCGUACUCCUGGUACCAGCAUCAGCGGGCCCACGAUGAUCCUGUGGCCUUGAAGUACAGUUUCUAUGAGGUAAUCACUGCCAGAGUGGACAUGAUGCCAAAGCUGAGAGCCCUCCGGAACCGGUGUCUCAUUCCUGGCUGGUACGCGAUGCACAUCGAGCACUGGCUUAACCACUACCACGCCAACCAGGUCCUUGUCCUUGACGGUCAGCUUCUCCGAACAGAGCCAGCAGCCACGAUGGAAAAGGUGCAGAAAUUCCUGGGGCUUCGAAACGUUGUUGAUUAUCACAAGUUGCUGAUAUUUGAUCCGAAGAAAGGUUUCUGGUGUCAGCUGCUAGAUGGCAAUAAAGCAAAGUGCCUGGGGAAGAGCAAAGGCCGGAGAUACCCAGAGAUGGACACAGACUCAAGAGUCUUUUUAAGAGAAUACUAUAGGGAUUCCAACAUUGAGCUUUCGAAGCUGCUGUAUAAACUGGGACAGACUCUCCCCACAUGGUUGAGAGAAGAGCUCCAGAACAACAGGUAGCUGUCCGACCUGCGGCAAAGGGUGAACUCAUGCAUUCAUGCUUCAAACCGUUCCCUGAAGAGAUCAAGACAGCAUUUCAGUCUCAUCAUCAUUCAUUCGCUAACGGCCUGGUUGAUUCCUAGUCCUACUGAGUACUGAUUGGGUCUCCAGGGACCAUUGAAGCAUUCAACAUUGCUGAUGGUUUAUUAGGCCUGCGGGGUGGCCGGUGCUUAUGAUUUAAGUGCUGACUGGAUGCUUGUGAAGAUCAUUGUAUAUUUUCAUCUCUCUGCUCUGGGUGGCUUCUCCAGGAGGACCAGAAGGGAGUGAAAGCUGUAAGCAAUAAUUGGUUCCUCAAAGCACGGCUGGAGUUCAGUCUAGACCUACGUUCGUUCCUCCUGAAGUGUUGCUGCAUAGAACCAUUAUUCAGUUUCAAUUAACUCUCAGGAGAGGUCCGUUGAACUCUCCCUCAAAACAGUCACAGUGAAGAGUAUGUUGGAAGGGAGAUCCUGGCAAGAACUCUGUUCUUCACCUGACCUGCAACAACUCGCUCAGAAAGAUGUCGCCUUAAGUGAGUUGCUUUUGACUGGUUCCCUAAGGAGCUUACUGGAUUGAAGGGUGUACCAGAUUUUCUUUAGGAAACAAUUCUUUAAAUCUCUAAACACAGACUCUGCACAACAGCGCGUGGCAGGCCAAGGCUGACAACCAGAUGAACGCUAAUCACAACUCCUUCUGUCAGAGGCCAGCAAAUAAGACAGUCGUUUGUGUACAAUAGGACCAGAGUCACAAAAAAAAACCAUUUCAAAAUGACCACUAUUUCCUUAAUCUCAUUGUAAUACUUUGCAGCUGAAGUUUAAGGUGGCAGAAUUCCGCUUCCUCCCUUCAGAUUAAAUUUAUAAAGGGGCAUCAUUGCUUUUCUACAGAAACUGGUUUACAGAAAGCUGUUCAGAAAUGAUUCAAGAUCAGUGACCAAGUGGCAGUCACAGGGUACUGCUGCCGUUCAGUUACUAUGAAUGCAGUUCAAUUCCCCAAAAUUUCAGUAUGUUGAUGAAUAGCGUGUGGUGUAUUUAAUGUAAUGAUGCCAUGUUUAAAGAGCUCUGCACUCUUGGAAAAAAAAUACCUGAUGUGUUUCACGAUUUCACUAGCCUCUCGCUGGUGUUCCAAAAGUAGCAUCGCAACGGAUUGGUUCAACCUCUUCAUGGUUUUGAGUUUGAAAUAUUUGUCUUUUUUUAAAAGCCUUUUGUCCUAUUCAAACACAAGUAUAUUUGAGCCAUUGCAUAGAGAUGAAGUGUAACCAAGAAUCUUCCAUCUUCCUGAAAACAUUGCCGGAAAGUUCCACACGAUACUGAAGAUGGAUGAGCCCUCCAAUUUGAACAACCUAUCAAUUAUUCUAAACCAGGUCAAUGAGCUGGAAGAGGCUCUGCAGAACAUUUAAUAUAGAGGCUUCUCAAUUGGACCAAAUAGAUUUCGGUAGGGACAUAUGAUAUGCUAAUGUCAACUAUUGCUCCUUUGAAUUUGGCCAAGAACUUUGUCAGCGUUUUUGGCUGAUGUGGGUCGGAGUCAAACCAUCUCCAUUUGGUCUUGUAAAAUACAGUUGAGCUUCCAAAUUAGCAUAUUGACGGCUGGACAAGUCUUGGUCAUGGAUGCAACAAUAUCCUCAGAAUGAGAAUAAAGUGAUGGAAAUUGGGUUGAGCCACUCUUGGGCUGUGAGGUUACCUGGUGUUAGACAGAAGAUUGAGAUGAGAGCAAGGCUUUAUCCCUUGCGGUUAGCAGGGAUACAGAUAUUUGAGGUGCAGAUAAUGGAGGUUCUCCUGUGGAUUUUGCGAGACGGGGCUCUGUACCAGCCAAAACUACCUGAUAGUAAAGGAAGUUGCUUUUCAGAGGAUUGUAUCUGAGGAUAUGCUCCAGGAAUGGAUUUCUUUCUCCAUAGUUUCCCUUUUAAUGAUUUGAAACCAAUGUUUCAGUUCGAAAUGUUCAGCCACUUCUUGGCAAUAAAUAAUUUGGCCUGUCCCCCCAUUUCCUCCUGAUGAAAAGUUAGCUGCAUCUGAGAAAGCGAGACCCCCUUUCACCGCACUCCUCAUCUGUUUAAAUAAGUGUGUAUUACAAACUUCCCAGCAUUGAGCAUUACAUGAAAUGUGAAGUUUACAUCUGUUUGUACUUUUGGAAGACCAUUAUUACGGUAAUUUAUUAACUUAAAGUGUUUAAAUCUGUAAAUUUAAAUACCCUGUAAUUUACUCACCAACUAUAAGGUUAACACUCUCACCAUUGGAAUCAGAAACGGUUUGGACUGCAUUUUGAUUCCAUUUACAUGGGACAGAAUACUUCUUGUGCGUUUAAUUUAUCAUCAUGGUUUACACUAGUUUACUGCAAUUUGCUACAGCCUUGCCUCGGGCUCCUA
This is a messenger RNA of Carcharodon carcharias (great white shark), 5578 nucleotides long. RefSeq names its product N-deacetylase/N-sulfotransferase (heparan glucosaminyl) 1b (gene ndst1b). The transcript is spliced from 15 exons. The record is from RefSeq and is a predicted model, not a curated record. Gene Ontology annotation, cellular component: Golgi apparatus. The coding region runs from base 568 to 3204 and encodes 878 amino acids. Gene Ontology annotation, molecular function: deacetylase activity; heparan sulfate N-sulfotransferase activity. NCBI's taxonomy places the organism in Eukaryota, Metazoa, Chordata, Chondrichthyes, Lamniformes, Lamnidae.